Blastomyces dermatitidis ER-3 is the source of this 753-nucleotide messenger RNA. RefSeq lists its product as uncharacterized. The record is from RefSeq and is a predicted model, not a curated record. The transcript is spliced from 2 exons. Bases 1 to 753 code for a protein of 250 amino acids. NCBI's taxonomy places the organism in Eukaryota, Fungi, Ascomycota, Eurotiomycetes, Onygenales, Ajellomycetaceae.
AUGAAAGUCUAUACAGGUGAUUUCAGCACUAAAGUUGAAGAUUAUGAAACUGUUAGAACAAUCAUGAUAAAUGAAGCAGAAAAGCAGUUCAAUGUCAACCUUAUUAACACAGCUUACAUCCCGAAUUUCCAUACAAAUAUCAUCACAGAUAAUACAAUCUUUGCACAUGUUGAAUUCAUAUUACACACUUCUAACAUCACUAUAUCUGAAAAAAUGAUAUCUUCAAAUUCUACAACUUCUACAAAUUCUUCUUCUUCUAAUCUGCUAAUAUACACUUCAAUAAAUUAUUCUUCUAACAAGUUAAUAUGCACAAAACCUUCUCAAAAACCUAAGAUCUCUAUAGCUACACAGUCUACAUGGUAUAAGAGAUUAGAACAUUCUUCAAAAAACGCCAUUAUAAAACUUGUAAAUGAUACAACUAGCAUUCAAAUCACUUAUCUAGAAGCCGCUGCAGAUGAGCUUAUCACUGAGCUUUGCAACCUCUAUCAGCUAUCUAAUGCGGAAAAUCAAAUAUCUAGACGUUCUCAUGUUAGAUCUUAUACACUGUAUUCAACACCUGAACCUACAUCAGAGUCAGCAGGCUCUAAUGUUAAUACAGGUUCUAAUGUUGAUACAGGUCUCAAUAUUGAUAUUAAUACUCAACCAGCUGCGAUAGCUAAUUGUACUCAGAACACUGAUGUUGAUAUUAAUACUUAUUCAGCUGUAAUAGAUAAUCGCCCCGAUGGCCGAAUAGUUAAUGCGGCCACCCGGUAG